AUGAAGGUGGAAGAGGAGGGGGGGGGAAGUACUUUAAGAGAAGGAAUAUUAGCAAAGUCGAUCAUGGAUGGAUCCACGCAUGGAUAUGAAUCAGCCGUUCCGCGUCCGAGCGCAUCGUCCGGUGAUGGAAGGGAUUCAGGAGAGAGGAAGGAGGAGGAGGGGAAGCCCGAGCUAGGCCAAGAAAGGAAGAACCGAAUGGGAGGACAAGGAAAAAAAGGCUGUAGAGCGGCGGCGGCAGGUGGUCACAUAGGCAGGCAGGUAAAAAUCAAUUGGUUGGAUCUGGAGAACAGCUCAAGGAGAAGGAAAGGAAGUGUAAGGGGAGAGUCGACAUCGAACCAUGCAGGGAGCUGUUGGCGUGAAGAGGGGAAGUUGGGCACCGGAAAAGGGAUUAUCAACAAUGUGUCGCGAGACUACAUAUGGCUGGAGUUGGCGACAAAAAGGAUUUCAAGGGUAAGUGGAGGGGAGGGGGAGGGAAACAUAAUGAUCAAGGUGAUGAACCGGAUGAAUCGGCGGCUGGAAGAGCCUGAGGGAGGGAAAGGGGAAGGGAAGGGAAAGGGGAGAAAGGGCAAACGGAGUCUCUGCGAAAACGGAAUUGAAUCCAGUAGGGAUUGCAAACACCCGACGAGGGAUCGGAUGGUUCCGGAUAUCAUCUGGGAAUGUGAGACAACAGAUACGGGAUCUGCCCGAGUCGAGAGCGCGGGAUUGUUGAGAAUGGAAGGCGGGACCCGGGCAUUGAAGGAUGGACCUAGUAGUGUAAGGGAGUGA
Cantharellus anzutake is the source of this 765-nucleotide messenger RNA. RefSeq lists its product as uncharacterized. The transcript has 10 exons. The record is from RefSeq and is a predicted model, not a curated record. The coding region runs from base 1 to 765 and encodes 254 amino acids. NCBI's taxonomy places the organism in Eukaryota, Fungi, Basidiomycota, Agaricomycetes, Cantharellales, Hydnaceae.